Messenger RNA from Marmota flaviventris (yellow-bellied marmot), 2772 nucleotides. RefSeq names its product neurofilament medium chain (gene Nefm). NCBI's taxonomy places the organism in Eukaryota, Metazoa, Chordata, Mammalia, Rodentia, Sciuridae. The record is from RefSeq and is a predicted model, not a curated record. Gene Ontology annotation, cellular component: postsynaptic intermediate filament cytoskeleton; intermediate filament; cytoplasm. Gene Ontology annotation, molecular function: structural constituent of cytoskeleton. Gene Ontology annotation, biological process: neurofilament bundle assembly.
ACAGCCACACACCCCAAGGCCUCCAAGAUGAGCUACACGUUGGACUCGCUGGGCAACCCGUCCGCCUACCGGCGGGUAACCGACACCCGCUCCAGCUUCAGCCGUGUCAGCGGCUCCCCGUCCAGCGGCUUCCGCUCGCAGUCUUGGUCCCGGGGCUCGCCCAGCACCGUGUCCUCCUCCUACAAGCGCAGCGCGCUCGCCCCGCGCCUCACCUACAGCUCGGCUAUGCUCAGCUCCGCGGAGAGCAGCCUCGACUUCAGCCAGUCCUCGUCCCUGCUCAACGGCGGUUCCGGGGGCGACUACAAGCUGUCCCGCUCCAACGAGAAGGAGCAACUGCAGGGGCUGAACGACCGCUUCGCCGGCUACAUCGAGAAAGUGCACUACUUGGAGCAGCAGAACAAGGAGAUCGAGGCGGAGAUCCAGGCACUGCGGCAGAAGCAGGCCUCGCACGCCCAGCUGGGCGACGCGUACGACCAGGAGAUCCGCGAGCUGCGCGCCACACUCGAGAUGGUGAACCACGAGAAGGCUCAGGUACAGCUGGAUUCUGACCACCUAGAGGAAGACAUCCACCGGCUCAAAGAGCGCUUCGAGGAGGAGGCACGGCUGCGCGACGACACCGAGGCGGCCAUCCGCGCGCUGCGCAAAGACAUCGAGGAGUCGUCGCUGGUCAAGGUAGAGCUGGACAAGAAGGUGCAGUCUCUGCAGGAUGAGGUGGCCUUCCUGCGGAGCAAUCAUGAAGAGGAGGUGGCAGACCUGCUGGCCCAGAUCCAGGCGUCGCACAUCACCGUGGAGCGCAAAGACUACCUGAAGACAGACAUCUCGACGGCGCUGAAGGAGAUCCGCUCUCAGCUCGAGUGCCACUCUGAUCAGAACAUGCACCAGGCCGAAGAGUGGUUUAAAUGUCGCUACGCCAAGCUCACCGAGGCGGCCGAGCAGAAUAAGGAGGCCAUCCGCUCCGCCAAGGAAGAGAUCGCCGAGUACCGGCGCCAGCUGCAGUCCAAGAGCAUCGAGCUGGAGUCCGUGCGCGGCACCAAGGAGUCCCUGGAGCGGCAGCUCAGCGAUAUAGAGGAGCGCCACAAUCACGACCUCAGCAGCUACCAGGAUACCAUCCAGCAGUUGGAAAAUGAGCUUCGGGGAACAAAGUGGGAAAUGGCUCGUCAUUUGCGGGAAUACCAGGAUCUCCUCAACGUCAAGAUGGCCCUGGAUAUCGAGAUCGCUGCGUACAGAAAACUCCUGGAGGGCGAAGAGACCAGAUUUAGCACCUUUGCGGGCAGCAUCACUGGGCCUCUGUACACGCACCGGCAGCCCUCAGUCACCAUAUCCAGUAAGAUUCAGAAAACCAAAGUGGAGGCUCCCAAGCUAAAGGUGCAGCACAAGUUCGUGGAGGAGAUCAUCGAGGAAACCAAAGUGGAGGAUGAGAAGUCCGAAAUGGAAGACGCCCUGGCGGCCAUCGCCGAGGAACUGGCAGUUUCUGCGAAGGAAGAGGAGAAGGAAGAAGAGGCGGAAGAAAAGGAAGAGGAACAGGAAGCCGAAGAAGAAGCCGCACCUGCCAAAAAGUCUCCAGUGAAGGCUGCAGCCCCUGAAAUCAAAGGAGAGGAAGAGGGGGAGAAGGAGGAAGAGGAAGGCCAGGAGGAGGAAGAGGAGGAGGAGGAGGGUGCCAAGUCCGACCAAGCUGAAGAGGGAGGGUCUGAGAAGGAAGGCUCUAGCGAAAAAGAUGAAGGUGAGCAGGAGGAGGAGGGGGAGACGGAGGCAGAAGCUGAAGGGGAGGAAGCCAAGGCUAAGGAGGAAAAGGCUGAAGAAGUGGGUGCCAAGGAGGAGCUGGGAAAGCCAGAGAAGGCCAAGUCGCCGGCGCCCAAGUCUCCAGUGGAAGAGGCGAAGCCAAAGGCUGAAGGCGAAGUGGGGAAAGAGGAAGACCAGAAAAAGGUGGCCAAGGAGGCCCCCAAGGAGGAGAAGGUAGAGAAGAAGGAGGAGAAGCCAAAAGAUGUGCCAGAGAAGAAGAAAGCCGAGUCCCCAGGGAAGGAGAAGGCUGAGUCCCCAACAAAGGAGAAGGCUGAGUCCCCAGCCAAGGAGAAGGCUGAGUCCCCAGCCAAGGAGAAGGCUGAGUCCCCAGCCAAGGAGAAGGCUGAAUCCCCAGGAAAGGAGAAGGCUGAGUCCCCAGGAAAGGAGAAGGCUGAGUCCCCAGGAAAGGAGAAGGCUGAAUCCCCAGGAAAGGAGAAGGCUGAGUCCCCAGCCAAGGAGAAGGCUGAGUCCCCAGCCAAGGAGAAGGCCCCAGAGGAGGUGGUCAGCAAAACCCCAAAGGUGAGCUUGGAGAAAGAUGCUAAAGAAGAGAAGCCUCAGCAGGAGAAGGAGAAGGUGGAAGAGGAGGGAGGGGGUGAGGGGGAAGGGAGCGACCAGGGUGCAAAGGAAUCCAGGAAGGAAGACAUAGCGGUCAAUGGGGAGGUGGAAGGAAAAGAGGAAGAGCAGGAAACCAAGGAGAAGGGCAGUGGGAGGGAAGAGGAGAAAGGCGUGGUCACUAACGGGCUAGACGUGAGCCCCACAGAUGAGAAGAAGGGGGACGACAGAAGUGAGGAGAAAGUGGUGGUGACCAAGAAGGUAGAAAAGAUCACCAGUGAGGGGGGCGAUGGUGCUACCAAAUACAUCACUAAAUCUGUAACCGUCACUCAAAAGGUCGAAGAGCAUGAAGAGACCUUUGAGGAGAAACUAGUGUCAACUAAAAAGGUAGAAAAAGUCACUUCACACGCCAUAGUAAAGGAAGUCACCCAGAGUGACUAA